ACGAUGAAGACAUCUUUGAUUCAAGCUGUCAAAGACAACCAGUGUGUGACUAACUUCAGUGAUUUAUAUGUGGAUCUUGUACUCAAUGGAUUCAUUAAACAGAUUAUGCCAUAUGGUGUAUUUGUAGGUUUUCCUAAUAAUAUUACUGGACUAGCUCCCAAGCUGUACAUGGGAGAUAUAUUCGUGGAUGAUGCUGGAGUUCCUUAUAAGAAUGGACAGUCAGUCAAAGCAAAAGUUUUAGAAAUAAAUACUGAAAAGAAGAGAUUUAUUGUGAGUUUACGACCAUCACAUUGCUACAAACAUACUGAUGGUGGUGUCACAUUACUUGAAGAAUAUCUACAGGAGAGAAAGAAAGCAUGCAAAUUGCUCAAAGAAAUUGCAGACAAAAAGAAUAUAUGCCAGUUAUCAAUAGGAGAUGUGGUAAAAGCAACAGUCAAUGAUGUACAAGGAAAAGGAGUGUUACUGAGUCUUGAGAAUGGAUUGACUGCAGUGGCAUCUACACAAAGCACACAUGGAGUAAGCUGUGAGGAAGGAAUGAAGGUAGAAGUGUGUGUUCUAUAUUUAGACUAUGCUAAUAAUGUUGCUGCAGUCACAAUGAAACCCUGUAUUGUUCAAUUUGCUAUGAAAAAGACAAAACAGAAAAAGGUUGCAGAGAUACAGAAUGGAGAGGCUGUUGUAGAACUUGUCAAAAGUGAUAUUGUGGUUGUGUCUCUUAGUGAUGGUAGACUUGCAUUACUUCCUGGCAAAAAGGUAAGUACACUGUACAUGUAGGUACUGUAAAAUACUUAAUUUUCGCUGAAAGAAUGAUUCAGUGAAAAUAAAAU
Messenger RNA from Saccoglossus kowalevskii, 824 nucleotides. RefSeq names its product protein RRP5 homolog. NCBI's taxonomy places the organism in Eukaryota, Metazoa, Hemichordata, Enteropneusta, Harrimaniidae. Gene Ontology annotation, biological process: rRNA processing. Gene Ontology annotation, cellular component: nucleolus; small-subunit processome. Gene Ontology annotation, molecular function: RNA binding; protein binding. The record is from RefSeq and is a predicted model, not a curated record.